Bradysia coprophila is the source of this 680-nucleotide messenger RNA. RefSeq lists its product as uncharacterized. Lineage: Eukaryota; Metazoa; Arthropoda; Insecta; Diptera; Sciaridae. The record is from RefSeq and is a predicted model, not a curated record.
AAUCGUCUGUCAAAACUGUCAUUUCCCGAAAUAAAUACAAGUUUAGAAUUUUCAUAUUUUCUUUUAACUAUGCCAGAUCUACGGAAAAAGUUACUUAAAAGGUCUUACGGUGGGCCACGUACAAUGGACUUGACAGCAGCCGCUGAUUAUGUCAAACGACAUAUCCAAGAAUCCAGUUACACAGUCAAACAAUACAAUUUAAUAGUUUCGACCCUCAAUUUUUGGGACGGAAUAACGCCGGAGAAUGUAUCGUCUUCGGACGAAGAUAGUGGCAAAUCAAGUCCGGAAGAUGAUCAAGAGACUGUCAGCGCUGGCUUGGAGGCCCUGGCAGCAAGAGCGCAUGCAUCAAUUUUAAAUCUAUCUGCAUGUCCCGAUUUUCAGCAAAAAGAAAGAGUACACUCAAUCUUUGGAUUUGCUGGUUGCAUCAUGAAGCAUUAUGACCGUUUCGUACGGUAAAUAUUUUGAUUUAACAAAAUUUUAGUGCAUUGUUGGUUGACCGGUUUUGUGGACUCAACAUUUUGAUCGUCUAGAUUCACAUUAAUUUUUCCUGUAAAAUAAUAAUGAAUUCCGUUGAAAUGUCAAAAUCUAAUUGAAAUAUUGAAACAGUUUUGUUAACAUAUAUAUAAAGCUAAUUUAAAUAAUAAUUGGUCGUCCGCAUGUGUAAAUUAUUUCUGUUUUGU